Pezoporus occidentalis (night parrot) is the source of this 7171-nucleotide messenger RNA. RefSeq names its product BTB/POZ domain-containing protein KCTD5. Gene Ontology annotation, molecular function: cullin family protein binding. The coding region runs from base 72 to 884 and encodes 270 amino acids. Lineage: Eukaryota; Metazoa; Chordata; Aves; Psittaciformes; Psittacidae. The transcript is spliced from 7 exons. The record is from RefSeq and is a predicted model, not a curated record. Gene Ontology annotation, biological process: protein homooligomerization; proteasome-mediated ubiquitin-dependent protein catabolic process. Gene Ontology annotation, cellular component: cytoplasm; Cul3-RING ubiquitin ligase complex.
UAAGGGGCGCUUCCGGGGGAGGCGCGCUCGGGGACCUGCGGUUGGGGCGGGCCCUUCCGUCGGCGGCGAGGAUGGCGGCGGAGAACCACUGCGAUUUCCCGGUUCCUGCCGUCGGCGGCCUCGGGCUGGGAGGCCCGGGCGGGCCCUGCCGCCGGUGCAGCUCAGCGCCGCCGCCCGGCGCGGUGCCGGGCAAGUGGGUGCGGCUGAACGUGGGGGGCACCUGCUUCCUGACCACUCGGCAGACGCUCUGCAGGGACCCCAAGUCCUUCCUCUUCCGCCUUUGCCAGGCCGACCCCGACCUGGACUCGGAUAAGGAUGAAACAGGUGCCUAUUUAAUAGACAGAGACCCAACCUACUUUGGGCCAGUGCUGAACUAUCUCAGACAUGGGAAACUGGUUAUUAACAAGGACCUAGCUGAGGAAGGUGUACUGGAAGAGGCUGAAUUCUACAAUAUCACAUCACUAAUAAAACUGGUAAAAGACAAAAUAAGAGAAAGAGACAGCAAAAUCUCACAGGUGCCAGUCAAACAUGUGUACAGGGUGCUGCAGUGCCAGGAAGAGGAACUCACUCAAAUGGUUUCCACAAUGUCUGAUGGCUGGAAAUUUGAACAGCUUGUCAGUAUAGGUUCCCAGUACAGCUGUGGCCGGGCCCAGCAGUCAGAGUAUCUGCUGAUAGUGUCACGGGAAGUGAAAGGGGAAGAGAGAUGCUUCCAGAAAUGCUGCAGUGAGCUGGUCAGUAUUGGUUCUUCCUAUAACUAUGGCAAUGAAGAUCAGGCAGAAUUUCUGUGUGUGGUCUCAAAGGAAUUGCAUAACACUCCCUAUGGCACAACCAGUGAACCAAGUGAAAAAGCAAAGAUUUUGCAAGAGCGAGGUUCCAGGAUGUGAAGACAGUAUUGAAUGGUGACAAUUUUUUCUCUUUUAUUCCAAGACACAGUGAAUUGUCACACUGAAGAGGCCCGGCUGCAAAAGAAAAAAAAAUCUGAUUUAGACAAUACUCUGUUGAUCUGGGUUCAACCAUUUUUGCCUAUAAGCUGGUGUCAGCUGGCUGAAAGCAUUGCGAGAUUACCUUAUGGGAAUAGAUGGUGUGGGAGUGUGUGUUAAGUUUUGGUUGUAGUGCAUGGUUGUACUCUCCUGUGGGCUGACAGACACUGGUCUUUUGAAAUGACCAUGCACUCAUAUUUUCCUCUGAGAGAUGUAGCACUUGAUGUCUGGUGCUGGAUGACCCAAUGUUGAUCAGUUUGGAGACAUUUUCCUACUAAUCAUUGCAAACAUUUAAAGGACAAUGUAAUUGGUGCUACACACACAUUACAGCCCACAAAUGCAAAUAUUUGGGGUCUACAUUGUUUCAGAAUCAGUGGCAGCCCCAGUUGACUGUGUUAUACUGCACAUUCCUUAUGGCUUUGUGACAUACUCUAUAAUGUAAUAACAGUCUAGGAGAUCAACUGAAACUAGCAUGUAAAAAGUUACACAGCAGACAAGAGGUUUCUCUGAAGGAAGGGUGUAUAUAUUGACUGGAUUAAUAGCAUAUUUUAAUGCCCAAAGGGAAGACUAAACUCAGAAAAUGGCCUUAAUCUGAGUUAUUCUUGAUGUUCCUUCUGUUGAAACAGUCUCUUCCUGCAAAAGUUAUGCUCCAGUCUUAACCAGAUGUUUGGAAAGGGAAUCAAAAUUCACUGAAAAUGAACAACUGAACAUUUUGUUUCUUUUGAGAUGUUUGUACCCAUAUGUGUGUUUGUGCUUUCAUGAAAUGCCUAUAAGCAAUGAAUUCUGUGGAUUGUGAUAGACAUUUUUCAAGAGCUGGAGGCUGUACAGAAAUACGGCUUUCUAGUCCUAGAUCCCUCUCUCUGCGAGUGGGGUUAAAGUCAACCUUGAGUGUGAACACAGAAUCAUCCCAUUGAAAAGCUUAAAUACAUCAGACAUUCAGGAUACCUGUAACCAACCUUUCUCUUUCUAUACUGUUUGAACUAUGCAGUUAAAGGACACCGAAAAUGGCUGGUGCAGCUUUAUUAGUUUGUCCUUGAUGAAAGUUAAUACACAAGACUGGAGCUUUUUAAUACACUAUGUUUUAAGCAAAAUCUUUAGCACAUCUUUAAAACACUUAAUGAAAUAGUAUAAAACUCAGCUUCAUUGACUUAUGAAAGCAGUGGGAGUUUCAAAAAGCUACAAGAUUGUUUUGAAUUCUAAAGGUGUUACCGUUUCCGUUGUCAGUAACUUCAGAAUUUAGGUGUCUACUCUAGGUAAUCCUUUACACAAAUGCCUGAUUUCCAAACAGCCAGGCUCUUAGCUCUUUGAGAUGGUUUGGGUUUUUCUUUUUUUGUGGUUAUUCUGGUUGGUUGGUUGGGGUUUUUUGUUUGUUUGUUUGGCUUAGUUUUUGUUCCUUUUUUUUUUUUUAAAGGACUUCUUAUACAUUGAUAAAAGUUUGGCAGAAACGAUUUGUAAAAACCAUUUCUACUAAGCAGAUUAAGCAAUGGGCUGAAUGUUUUGUCCAUGCGUCUAAUGCUUGAAAGAGUUUGUAACGCAUUUUUCAACUUGGAUGUGGUCUGCACAGGAAGCUGCUGGCCCCUCCACAACAACACAGAAAGUGUUUGUCUUUUUUUUUAAGAUGUUAAAACUGAAUUGAAUUUACUAAAAAUGUAAUUGUGUAGGGGGAAAUGUUUAUACUUUUAUACUUUUUUAGGCACCCAUAUUCUAUCAGCUUGAAUUGAGCACUCAAAUUUCCCCGAAAUAGUAACAGAUUAUCUUGUGUAUCUGAAAAUAAGCAUAACAGUUGUCUGUGUUAACUGCAUAUUAAAAACAUUUCCUCUGCUGCAGUAGUCACCGUGUUUUUAAGCAGUAUGACUCCACUGAAUUCUCUGAGCUCCCAAGCUCAUGGAAUUGCAGCCAACCAUGUUUCUUGUUGUUUUCUUGAUGUGCUCUACAGAGUAAUAUGGCAUUGGCUGAAGUGGAUUUUAAUGCCUGAAAUACCUGUUUUGCAGUGCUCCUUCUGGAUCAACAUUUCUGUUGUCUCUCUUAUUUAACCCAAAAGAGACAGAAUAUUUUCUUUCGUACACUGAAAUUUUCCAGAAUGACAGCAGCAAAGCAUGAGUAACAAACUGAGCAAACUGAACAAAUGUAGAAUAUGUAAAAGAGUGGGCUUUUCUAGGUGUAUUUUUUUUCCCACUGGAGUAUUUUCAGUUUAAAAACAUGCUUUUACAGUGAAAUUACCUGCAGUCUAGUUUAUAUUGUGUCCCUGUUGUAGCAAAUUUGGGCAAAUGAGUGGCUAAUCAUUUUGCACUUUCUUUCCAAUACCUCACAAGGAUGUUAAGAAAGAAAAAGAAAACAAUUAAUAGGCAGGUAUCCUGCAAAUUAUUUAAAUAUGCUGUUUGAGACCGCCUGAACUAACCACUUUUUUGUUCUUGCUAAUGUCAUUAUUGCUUUAAUUUUUGUGAACAUGUAGAGCUUUCAGAUCAAUAGAAGUGCUACCAUAUGCCUUCUUCAAGGCAUUAAGAAUUAAUCCCUAAGUUUGGUUUCCUUUUAUUUGACUAUUGUAAUUUCAAAUAAAGCUAGCUAUAGUAACGAGGUAACUGCAUGAGAGUCCAGUCUGCAUCACCAGGUUUUGUAAACAUUGCUUCAUCUGUUAAGAUCUUGCAGGAUGAGGUGAUGUACUGAUACAGCUUAAACUGGAGUCCUUUGUUUCUUUUCUGUCAUUUGAAGAGUAGUUACUUCAAGAGAACUGCCUAUGACUAUGUAAAGCUGAUGGGUUCAUAGAUGUACUGUGGAAGCCUGUGAUGUGAACUCUGGAUUUACACAGCUCCUGUAUUCUUGAAUCAGUAUUCUAGGUUAGAAUUUAAGAUCCUGAGCACAAAGAGAUCAUAGCAGAAGAAAAUAAAGCAGGAAGGAAGAGAUACCAGAACAUAACAAUUAAUCAGGGUGACCCCUGAUGGAAAUGUAAAUUCUGUGAUUUAACUUUCUAGGCUUUUGCUAUAUGAAUAUUCAGUGAUGUUCUUUGGUGUGUUGUCCAUGGAACAGGAGGUUACUUCAGCACGUCAUUUUCAGUGAAAUUCCUUAAAGGCUGUUACAAACUUCUUGCAAAACUUGUUUAAAAAACGAGAGGUUCAAAUUUGCCAUAGCAGUUUCUUGCUUUGAAGAAGCAAGGAAACGAGUAGCAUACUGUUGGCCGUAAGCUUCAUCAGAGGCUCGUUUUCUGUACUGGUGAUGACAUUUUUGUAUUAAAUGCUUUUGACUUCUUCAAGCAGCAAUCAAAUCAGGGCUUAUCUGCAAUGAAUGAGUCAUCCUGAGGCCUCCAAGACGUGAAUGGCAUCUGGCCCAUAAUAACUGUCCAAAAGUAUAGUCUGACCUGGCAGCUCACAUAGUAAAUGUGAAAGAGAUUAUUUUAUGUUUUUUUUUUAACCAAAAGACAAGAGGUUACAUGGAAUUUCCCCUCAUUUCCUGUGGGGUCACCAUGGAUUAUGUGCAGUUUGUUAUCCUGCAGUAAUUUAUUGUCUGUCAAAGGCCUGAUUGUAUUUAAGAGUUUAUAUUAAUUCUCUACUAAACUUUCAUCCCUGAGAAUCAUAUACUCAAAAAAUCUGGACAAUUUACUGUGUUUUUUUUUCCAAACUCAGGUUUCUUGUGAUGAUGAAGGUUCCUUUUGUCUUUCAUUGUAGCAUUAGUAACAGAUAUUUUUUAAGAAACUGAGUUUAAAGUCUCCAUCCACCUUUUUUUUUCUUCAAGUUUUCCUUACAGGAGCUGUAUUGCUCCCUUUCUAGCAAUGUGAAUGCACAGUUAUGGCUGAUUAGAAACAGGGCUGUUUCCUGAAGGUACCAAAAUUGAAUCGGUCUCCUCUUUCUCCGAGAGAGUUUCAUUGGUUGGGCCUUCUUUUCAGGAGAAAAAACGUCUAGCAGAUAAAGCAAACCCCCUGACUGCAGGUGUGCUGAGGGAACUGCUGCUCAGGACAGAACCCUGCUCUUUGAAUACCUGUUGGUGAAGAGUUGUCAGUCUCUUUUUGAGCUGUACAGCCACCACCAGCAAGUUAACAUACAUUAAUUACAAACUACUAUUUUUAUUAGUAUUAAAAAAAUGAGCUUGGAAUGCAAAACCGCAGUAGUAUCUGGAUGAAUGAAAUGACCUUAGAAACUGGAUUAUAAUGCGUACUGUCCAGUCGUGCAGGUGUACUGGAAAAGAUUCCUUCAGAAGUACUGAGACAAAAGUGAAGUACUGGGCUUUUCAUGGAGAUGAAAGUAAGUGAAAGAGAGCUUGUCCACUUGAGAUGCGAUAAAAUCAGAAAGUGUCACUCUCCUGUUUUAUUCUCUCACCACAUCAAAAGCAUCUUUCUCAAGUUUUUCAAAUUAAAUUCUUCAAUCAGCCCUGAAAGGUGGGGCACUUGCAAAGAGAGGAGAUUUUGUUACACCUUUAAAAGUACCUGGUAGCUCAGGACGGGAGGAGUAAAACUUCCUGGCUUAACCCUGCUGUGGUCAUGGGACAGUUGUCUUUUCUAACACAACAAUUUUGAAAUACAUACGGGCUGAGAAUUCUGCCUGUUGCUUCAUUACAGCUGAAACUGCAGUUAUUUCCAGCUUGAAGGACAAUGUCAGGAUCUUACCUGGGUUUGUGUUGUAGAAUUAUAGAUUCUUAAAAUAGUGUAAAUAUUCAGUUUAAAAAAAGAGAGGUGGAAGGCUCUCUGAAAUCAGUGGCAUAUAACUUUCCUUUGGCUCACAACAAUCAGGAUCUGUCUUUAAAGGCUUCUUACUGAACUGAGGCUUUAAAGGGCUAAGUAGAUCUUACUGUUCAGUUUUCUUAAAUGAGUGUCAGAUAGAGGAACUCUUUCCAUUUUCAGUGCAGAAAUGCUAAGGGCUAAAAUCCUUUCCAGGGCUAAUCUGAAGUUCCGGAGACACAUAACAUUUAAAAAGCAGCUGCUCUGGUUUUCUUUCAACUCACAGACUCCAAAAUCAUUACAAAUGGCUGAAGCAGUUGCAGAUAUAAGUGUUCAUGUAUGGUUUGGAAUUUCAGUAUCCAGGUUGGUCAGAGAAGACAGUACACUUGCCCAGCACUUUGUUAUCGCCCGUGCUGAAAUCUGACAACUGUCAUGAACAGCACUGGUGACGGAGACCUUGAGAUGAUUCUGCCCCAGGAAAUCGUUGCUGAAUACUGCAUUGCAGCUUAGCUGCCCUUUACUUUAGCAAGGUCUGCUGAGGCAUAAACUCAAAGGUCCUGUGAAUAGAUACUGCUGCAAACAUAGUUUUCUGGGCCCAUCAAAGGGUUCUUUUUAGGAUGUUGUGUGUUAAUAACUGCUAUAAUGAGAGAGACCUUUCAGAAAGUUAUUUUGCUACUUUGGGGGUAAAGAGACCUUAGAAAGCUGAGCCUAAAUUUUGACCUGACCUGGCACUUGUUGAGAUUUCCAGGUCUGGACAUCUGAAAUGUUAAGAGUUAAUGUAUUUAUGUGCAUGAUUCUUGCUCCUUCUGAGGAUUUUCCAAAAGCUUAUGAAUAGCUUUACUCAAACUUAACUUGGCUCGUGUACUUGCUAGGAUGAAGCGAGUGCCAAGGCACUGUAAGAGAGAUGUUGCAGCCUGUCUACCUGAAACUGAAACAAGGUUUCAACAAGGUUUCUACCUGAAACUAAAACAAGGUCACCAAACUGAAGGAGCCUCAAAUGGCAACUAUUUCCACCUGCUUCCAUCCUAAGCCUCAUCUGAGCCUUCCUAUGGGAGAGCUAUUUCCCAUGGACUCUCUAAGCCCACCUACCCAAUUCUGCAGAUGUUAUUUGUUUUUUUAAACUCUUCUCCUCCAGAGUCACUGGUCUCAACAUUAGCUGUGCAUCAGCUGUUUGUGUUAAUAUCCAAGUGGCCAUACUUGCAACGUUAUUUCCUGGAUAGUGGAUUAGCAAUAACACUUUAUUUCGUGCCAAUUCAUUAUCUCUGAAGUGUUCUUACUGCAGCAAAGUUUGAGUUUUGAUCUGGUUUUAAUGCUUUUGCAUUAGCCAGAACUCUUAGCACAGACAUAGACAAGAAACUGAAUCCAUGGAAUUUCCCUGGAUAAAAAACUGCUAGGGCUUCCCAAAUCAUUUGAAGGUGGUUACAGUUAACCAUCAUUUUUAAAACAAACAUACAACUAAAAUAUGUGUGGAUAUUUUUUUAACCUCCUUUUCAUAACACUAGUGUAUUGUAAACUGCAUGAAAUAAACCUGUUUUUCCCUUUUAAA